AUGCACCGGUGCAUUCGCAAGAGAGGUGCGCGGACGGCGUCUGCUACGGCUCAGGGUAAGAAAGAUCCCUUUGAAGGAGUUAAGGGUUGCAAAGGUGACGACGAUAUCUGCGACGCGCGCUUCCCUAGGGACUACGUGAGCGCGUCGUACGUCGAUAGGCUCACCGGGGCGAUCUACCUCGUCAAAAAAGAAGUCAUGAUGAAUUGCGUGACACCCGUACUCACCUAUCUUACAAGGGGGAACACUGACACCACCAGCUUGCAAUCGGGCACGUCUAUGAAGGCAGUCGUAUUAUACGUAUCAGAUUAUAUCACAAAGUGCUCGCUGAAGACGUACCACAUAAUGUCGUGUAUCAAAUCUGUAUUCGAGCGUCACGGGCCCGCUUUCCAAGGCGAUGUAACAGACGCCGCAAGUGCUCGAAGGCUGAUGAUGAAGAUGGUCAACGCCCUCGCGCCACGCAUGGAGAUUGGCAGUCCAUUUGCUGCCUCGUACCUCCUUGGGAUGCCAGACCACUAUAAGAGUCACGAGUUCGUGUUAAUCUGGUGGAAAAACUACGUAAAUAGAGUACUGGAGGAUUGGCCGGACGCGACAGCCUCCAACACGUUCGAGGAACGUCUAGUCUUGAAGAAAGAGCAAGGUCAGUUGAUUGGAACGUCCGUAGUCGAUGACUACGUACACAGGCCCCGAAAGUUCGAGAACUAUUGCUUGUUCGAGUGGGUCCAAUGCGCGAGGAAGUCGAAGCGCACGCCUAACCAACUGAAGGCUUUCCUCGAUAAAUACGGGGACGAUGUAGCCUGCGCUGAUCAUGAGCCCGACGAUGAGGCCAACGAAGAUAAAUUCCACGAUAUCAAGGGUACCUUGGGAGUUGACGGUGCGCCAGAUGUCCUUGAAGAUCUGGGAAGGUAUCCAAAGUCGGUGGACUUGAUGGACGGCUCGCAAACUUCCCCAAUGGCUGUCAAUCGUCAGCCUCCUUACGUGCCCUUUCUCGAUACUCAUCCACAGCACAAAUCUCACCAUGUGUGGUGCGACCCUUCGAAGAGGAACUAUCUCGUUCCUAAUUUCGUAGGAGGCGCUAUCCCUAGGAAUGAUCAAGGGGACCGCGAGUAUUAUUGCGCGACGAUGCUUACUCUCUUCGUGCCAUGGCGCCGCGGUCGCGAUUUGCGGUACGCAGGAUAUAAUUGGGACUAUGCCUUCCGGCGGCAAGUGUUCAAGGAGCGGCACCUGCAGUUGAUGGAGAACUUCAACUUGAGGUACGAAUGCGCAGACGCGCGCGACGAUUAUAGGAGCGAGCUGAAGAAGAAGAGGCGAGUCGGCGGUCUUAAUUUUGAAGUAGAGCAGGAGGACGACGAGGAUGCUGCAUACCCUGAGACGUACGGAGAGGACCUGGAGUACGAUGUGCCAGCGGAUGGAGAGACAGGACCUGGAUGGAAUAGACUGUUCCAAAACGUUCACUACUGCAAGUAG
Messenger RNA from Schizophyllum commune H4-8, 1464 nucleotides. RefSeq lists its product as uncharacterized. The record is from RefSeq and is a predicted model, not a curated record. The transcript has a single exon. The coding region runs from base 1 to 1464 and encodes 487 amino acids. Lineage: Eukaryota; Fungi; Basidiomycota; Agaricomycetes; Agaricales; Schizophyllaceae.